UCCGGCGGGCGGGCGGUGGGAGAUGGCGGAGUAUCUGGCCUCCAUCUUCGGUACCGAGAAGGACAAGGUGCGGAGGAUUUCCCCGACUGCUGCAUCCUGAUCCUCAGGCUUCUGCCUGCAGCCUUCCACCCGUCGGGAACGCCUCUAGUUUCUCUGGUUGUUGGAAGCGUACUUAGAAAACACUCCUAACGAAAAUUUGGUCACCACCGUCGGCCUGACCAAAGCAACGCGUUUUUCCACUCGUAAAAAUGAAAGGGGGCAUCGAUGUGCUGCUGGACUAAAUUACUCUUGCCAGCCCCUGGCCAUGAGGCUUCUGAUUUCCUUCUGCUUUAUAGUACUACAUGCCAGUUCCAAUCCACUCGUCUGUCAGAAAAAGCAGUGCCGGCAGCCACUCGAGCUCUGCUACUGUAGCAUCCUUUCUGAUAUUAUGCAUUGCAGCUUAACAGUAUUAGGAUGUGCCAAUAUGGCAGGCAUGAAAUUCCUGUUACAGGUCUUAUUUUCUGUUCAAAAAGCAAGCAGAACUCUUCAGAAACUCUUGAAGUUGGAGGCAUAUUGGACAUCUUAUAGUUAGGUACUUUUUUUGUUUCAGGUUAGAGUUCAGAAAAGACAAGUCAACUGUUCAUUUUAUUUCAAAAUUGGAGCUUGUCGUCAUGGAGACAGAUGUUCUCGGUUGCACAACAAACCAACAUUUAGCCAGGAAGCGAUGCUGUUGUAAGCUUGCCUGUAGUAGAGACCAACCAGUGCUAACUUUCAGACAACUUGAUUUUAAGAAGAACGAUACAAAUACCAUCUUGAUUCAAAACAUCUAUCGUAACCCCCAAAACAGUGCACAGACGGCUGACGGCUCACACUGUGCUGUGAGCGAUGUUGAGAUGCAGGAGCAUUAUGAUGAAUUCUUUGAGGAGGUCUUCACAGAAAUGGAAGAAAAAUACGGUGAAGUUGAAGAGAUGAACGUUUGUGAUAACCUUGGAGAUCAUCUAGUAGGAAACGUGUAUGUAAAGUUUCGCCGUGAAGAAGAUGCAGAAAAGGCUGUGAUUGACCUGAACAAUCGUUGGUUUAAUGGACAGCCCAUUCAUGCUGAGCUUUCACCUGUGACUGACUUCAGAGAGGCCUGUUGCCGUCAAUAUGAAAUGGGCGAGUGUACACGAGGAGGCUUCUGCAACUUUAUGCAUUUGAAGCCCAUUUCCCGAGAGUUAAGGCGCGAGUUGUAUGGGCGGCGGCGUAAAAAGCAUAGAUCCAGGUCGAGGUCCCGUGAACGUCGAUCUAGAUCCAGAGAUCGUGGUCGUGGAGGUGGUGGUGGAGGAGGAGGACGUGAACGUGAUAGGAGGCGGUCAAGAGAUCGUGAAAGAUCUGGUCGAUUCUGAGCCAUGCCAUUUUUACUGUAUGUCUGCUAGAAAGUGUUGUAGUUUGACCAAACAAGUUCAUAAUGAGAUUUUUUUUAAAAGAUGGGCUUCUGAAUAAAAAAUUUGUAGUGAUACAGUAUUCUUUGUGUAACUUGUUUCUUGUGGGGGGAGUCUUUUUAACUGUCAUUCCUCUAUCUUGACAAAUUACCUGGAUUAACUAUGCCUGAGGGAAAGGUGGUAAAUGUAUUGGAGGAGCGCCGGUUUUGGGUUUGAUUUUGGUUUGGGGUUUUUUUUUUUUUUCUUCUUUAUUUGGGUAUAAUUUGAACUGUUGAUGAAAAUGUGUGUGUAUAUAAUAUGAAAUAUUAUAUACAUAGUAAAAAUAAUAUACUGCUUAAGAAACAGUUACAUAAGUUUCCCUUUUCUGCUAUGCUGUCUGCUUAUUUAGGUUAGCUUAGGCACAUUUAAAAGGAAGGCUGUGCAAAAUGCGUUUAUUUACCAAGUAGAAGCACUUAGUUACAAAAAUGUAUGUUUGUUUGUUACCAGAAGUCUGUGCUCUGUCUAUCAAUGUGACUGUGGCAUUUACAAUAAAUCCAAUUUCUUCGUGUAAAAUCUAAAGCCUACUUUAUAAGCACUCUGGAGUAGCUGAGUUGCUACUGUGCCAGAGUUCAUAGCUUAAUUUUUUUUUUAUGAUUCUUGACUAAAUUCCUUGUCUUUGGCUGGAAAGAAAGUUGCCUAGUGCAACUUUCCCUAGUGGGGAAAAUAGUUUUUUUUAUUGCAGUAAUUCAUAAUAGGCAGGUGGGGUUUUGUAAGGAAACUUGUGUUCCGUGCAACACAAUGCAUAGCACCUAUUGAAGGAAAUGCAAGGUCCUAAAUACAAGGACCAAGUUUCUCUAGGACUGAAGGGAUUUUUUUUUUCCACUCCAUGGUCUCUUAGUUGUCAUUUAAUGAAAAGCAUUGUUAAAAGUUCAAGGUCAUAGGAAACUAAUAGGAAGCUAGUUCAAAAUAAAUGUAGUUCCAUGUUUACUGAAUUCCUGAUAGCCUGAAGUGUGAUAAAAGCUAAUGGAUAGAUGGCAGUUUCUUCACAAACAAGACAUCUUUUUCUAUCUGAACUUUAACUGAAUUACACAAUAGCUGUAUAUCUUAGGUUUUGUAUCUCCGAAGGAGUUUAAGCUCGAAAUGUUGCUGGAACAUCUUGAGAGAGAAUUUGUACAAUGGCUGUCUUGCAGUUUAACUUCAUGUCUGCUCUUAUUCGAAGUGGAACAUAGUAAGAAACUUUGGUCAGUGGUCAUAUUUCUUCAAGAUACAACUUGACGUACUUGAAGCUCUGUAAUAGAGCUUUUCAGAGGAGGAGAGAAUUUAGUAGUCCUGUUUUAGUUCUGAGUCAGAUAACUUGCUAAAUUAUAAAUUUGUUCCUUUUUUAUUAUUAAUCUUAAAAACAUAAAAAAACAUAGAUGAACAAACCAGCUUCUCUCUGCCUCCAAAGCAAGUAUAAAACUUGUGCUCACUGGAACUUGGAGUUGGCAAACAAAAUAAUAUUGAAAAAAGCUGUUCUAAAUUAAUCUGCUUUGCCAGUAACCUUUUAAAAGAAGCAUAUCACUCUGAAGUUGGCUUCACUGCUUAUGUUUUGUUGCAAGUACAUGAACCAAAUUGUGCUUUCUUUUCGCUGGAGAAACUGAGCAGUGCCUGGCAAAAAGUAGCUGAACUGACACCUGUGGUAUUUCUGCUAGGUGUUAAUAAUCUAACAUAAUUCAGUUCUUGCAGUUUACAGAAUAUAAAUCUAGUUCCCUUUCUUCUUCAGUGAAAUGUAAGAUUAUUAAUGAGCUAACUUAAAUCUUGGGCUCAAAAAGGUGAGGAUAGUCUCUCUUGUUUUCAAAUCCAUAUCUAGUGUAAUGGGGGAGCUACUUAAAAAGGUUUAAGAUUGUUUGUUUUCCCAUAGAGUAAUGACAAGCGGAUUUGCCCUAUAAACAAGUUAGUUUUGAACUAUAAAUGUGUCCCUGUAAUGGCUUUCAUCUGUUUAUUUAAACCCUGUUAAACUGCAGGUACGUUUCUGUAUGAACAUAUAACAGAAGAUUGAUUUCUCCCUCUAGCCCAGUAUUUCUUUAAAAAAGCCCUCUUGAAUUCCACCAAAUGCAUCAUUUUAUGGUCUGAUUGCACAGCUGUCCAAAAGUUAACCAUGUAACUGGAAUAUGUCAUAAUGGGCACUGAAAGCAAUAGAUGUUGCUGGAUACUAGAAGGAAAAAAAACUUAUGCAUCAACCAUUACUUGAUUGUGUAAUGAUAACCUAGUGACAGCAUUCAAUAUAUAAAGUAAGCACAUGACCUAGCUUCAGUUAGGUUCACCUUUGAAGGCUGUACUACCAGUAAGAUCACAUUUGAAAUUUAGAACUGCACAAAUUUGGUUAAAAACACAUCAUAGUCCAAACUGCUUUACCAAUACAAACCAAGUGGAAAUCCUACUUUCCCCUUCUGUAUUUGCUCAUAAUGUCUUAGAGUAAGAUUACUUCUCCCCACCUCUUCUUCCUUGAGAUACCUACUUCUCAGAAAUAUUUCAUUAAGUCUUCUGUUAAACAGUAGAUCCUAAUUUAUGGAAUUCCUUUACCUCAAAUAAGUGACAGCAUAAGGUAUUUUCUGAAGUCUGAGUCAAUUAGUUUGAAACUGUUAAUCCCAAGUGGCUUCCUCUUCUUUGUAUUUGGCUCUUAUUCUGUGAAAAUACUGCUUGUCCAUGAAUAUGAUGUAUGUUGAGACUGUAAAACCAAAUGGAGAAAACUUGCUCAAAAUAAAGCCUUGUUUUUAUAAGAACCUGA
Melopsittacus undulatus (budgerigar) is the source of this 4146-nucleotide messenger RNA. RefSeq names its product U2 small nuclear RNA auxiliary factor 1 (gene U2AF1). Gene Ontology annotation, cellular component: U2AF complex; spliceosomal complex. Bases 651 to 1364 code for a protein of 237 amino acids. NCBI's taxonomy places the organism in Eukaryota, Metazoa, Chordata, Aves, Psittaciformes, Psittaculidae. The transcript has 11 exons. Gene Ontology annotation, molecular function: pre-mRNA 3'-splice site binding; metal ion binding. Gene Ontology annotation, biological process: mRNA splicing, via spliceosome. The record is from RefSeq and is a predicted model, not a curated record.